Pelagomonas calceolata is the source of this 6522-nucleotide messenger RNA. Lineage: Eukaryota; Pelagophyceae; Pelagomonadales; Pelagomonadaceae. The record is from the annotation of a GenBank genome assembly.
CAGCGCCGCCGAGCAGUGAAGCAUGCAGCACACAUCGAUGCGAAGCGAAGGGCUGCCUCGCGCGCGCGCGUAGUGAAGCGUCGGGCUGCCUCGCAUCGCUUGCGCGGUGGGGCAGGCGUCUGGACAAUAAUGCAGGGCUGCUUGGAGGAGGACUUUGCUGCGCUGCGGAAGCUGCGCGACGAGAGCGAGUGCGACGAGCUCAAGCAGGCGUGGUCCAGCGAGGACCCGCGCGAGUGGAGAUUCGAAUAUGAAGGCAAACAGCAGCCAUGUGUCACAGUGGCCGACGGCCGCGUGACUGUGCUCACCGUGAAAAGCGCGGACCUCACCGCGUUGCCGAACUCGAUCAGUGAUCUCGGUGCGUUGCAGGUGCUCAACCUCUGGUUUUGCUCGGGUCUCAAAGCACUGCCGGCCACGAUAAGUGGCCUCGGCUCGCUAAAAGAUCUUACCUUGUGGGGAUGCGGGAGCGUUGUCGAGCUGCCGGAUGCAGUUGGAGACCUUAGAAAACUGACGGAGCUCAAUGUGCAGGAAUGUGGGGAACUCGCCGCGCUACCGGACACGAUUGGUGAGCUUGGCGAGCUGACGACGCUGAAUCUGGUAGGAUGCUCGAACCUCGAAAAGCUACCAGACGCGAUCGAUGGCCGUGAAGGGCUGACGGUGCAGCUUCCGAUUCAACUGAUGACCGACAGCCCCCUGCUCGAAGACUUUGCCGUUCUGCGAAAACUGCGCGACGAGAGCGAGUGCGAUGAACUCAAGGCGGUGUGGACCGGCGAGGACCCGCGCACGUGGAUGUGCGACUUUGGAGGCGAACAGGGACAAUGUAUCGGAGUGGAGAAUGAUAGGGUAUCUGUGCUCGCGCUCUCGUGCUCGAGCCUCGUCUCGCUACCGGACGCGAUCGGCGAGCUCGGCGCGCUGACGGAGCUCGGGUUGUUCGAAUGCUCGAGCCUCGCCGCGCUACCGGACGCGAUCGGCGAGCUAAAGGCGCUGACACAGCUCAACUUGAACGGGUGCUCGAGCCUCGAGAAGCUACCAGACGCGGUUGCCGCGCGUGAAGGACUGAAUGUGACGCUGCCAUUUCACUUAAUGAUCCUGGAUCUACCAGCAUCCCUGCGCGAGGACUUCGUCACUCUGCGGAAGCUGCGCGACGACGACGUGAGUGGUGCGCUCAAGGAGUUCUUUGGGGAUGGCGAUGACCCGCGCGAGUGGGAAGAUGGCGAUGGAGAUGAAAUUGUCACGGUGGAGGACGGCCGCGUGACGAAGCUCGUCUUGUACAAGUGCACGAAAAUCUCUGCGCUGCCGGCCGCGAUCGGCAAGCUCGGCGCGCUGACAGAACUCACCUUGUGCGGGUGCUCGAACCUCGCCGAACUACCGGCCGCGAUCGGCGAGCUCAAAGCGCUGACGAUACUCAACUUGAUCGGGUGCUCGAGCCUCGUCGCGCUGCCGGACGCGAUUGGUAAGCUCGCCGCGUUGACGAUGCUCGAGCUGAGAGACUGCUCGAGCCUCACGUACCCUCCGAAAGAGAUGCAUGGCAACGUGCACAAAACCGUCGGCUUCUGUUGCCUCAAAAUUCUGGAAGACGGCAAAGUGUCUGUGGCAGACGUGAAGAAGAGUAUAGUGAAUCACGUUAUCACUAGAGGAGAUCUCGGGCGCAUCGACUCGCUUGCAAGCAAGGAUUCGGCGUUUGCUGAGAUGACUAAAUCAGUCAGGGCCGACUUCGCCGCUCUGCGGAAGCUGCGCGACGACGACGCGAGCGGUGCGCUCAGGAAAUUUUUUGGGGAUGACGAGGACCCGCGCGGGUGGAAACGCGGUAAUGCUGUCACGGUCUCCGUAGACGGGGUGACGGAACUCAGCUUGAUCGGAUGCUCGAGCCUCACCGCGCUGCCGGCCGCAAUCGGCGAGCUCAAAGCGCUGACGAGACUCGACUUGAGAGGGUGCUCGAGCCUCGCCGAACUGCCGGCCGCGAUUGUGGGGCGUGAAAGGCUGACGGUCAUGCUUCCAACUCAGUUGAUCCCGGGCUCUCUUGACGAAGACUUCGCCGCUCUGCGGAAGCUGCGCGACGAGAGCGAGUGCGACGUGCUCAAGGAGGCGUGGACCGACGACGACCCGAGAAACUGGAAGUGCGAUUUUGAAGGCGACCAGCAGCCAUGCGUCCAAGUGGCGGGCGACCGGGUGAGGGGGCUCCAGCUGUCCUUCUCGAGCCUCGCCGUGCUGCCCGACGCGAUCGGCGAGCUCGGCGCGCUGACGUAUCUCAACUUGGUCAACUGCUCGAGCCUCGCCGCGCUACCGGCCGCGAUCGGCGAGCUCGGCGCGCUGACCGAGCUCAGGUUGCUCGAGUGCACGAGCCUCGCCGUACUGCCCGAUGCGAUCGGUGAGCUUGGUGCACUGACGGAGCUCGUCUUGUACAACUGCUCAAGCCUCACCACGCUGCCGGCCGUGAUUGGCGAGCUCGGCGCGCUGACGACGCUAGUUUUGUACGGCUGCUCGAGCCUCGAAAAGCUGCCGACCGCGAUCGACGGGCUUAAAGGGCUGACGUUGGAGCUUCCGGCGCAACUUGUCACAGGCCCUCUGGCCGAGGACUUCGCCGCUCUGCGAAAACUGCGCGACGACGACGACACAAGCGGUGCGAUUAAGGAGAGCGUCGGGGAGGAUGAGGACCCGCGUAUGUGGAGAGAGGGCAGGAGCGUCACGGUGGCGGACGGUCGGGUGACGAUGCUCGUCUUGUACGAGUGCACGAAACUCACCGCGCUGCCGGCCACGAUCGGCGAGCUCAAAGCGCUGGCGACCCUCAAAUUAGGAAAGUGCUCGAGCCUCGCCGUGCUACCGGACACGAUCGGCGAGCUCGGCGCGCUGACGAAGCUCCACUUGUACAAAUGCACGAGCCUCGCCGCGCUGCCGGACGCGAUCGGCGAGCUCAAGGCGCUGAAGUCGCUCGAACUGUUCACAUGCUCGAGCCUCGUCGCGCUACCGGAGUCGAUCGGCGGCCUCGACGCGCUGACAGAGCUCGACUUGCAGGGCUGCUCGAGCCUCGUUGCGCUACCGGACGCGAUCGGCGAACUCGGUGCCCUGACGAAGCUCGACUUGAGAGGGUGCUCGAACCUCGCCGCGCUACCGGACGCGAUCGGCGAGCUCGGUGCGCUGACGGGGCUCAACUUGAGCGGCUGCUCGAGCCUUGUCGCCCUACCGGACUCCAUUGGUAAGCUCGGCGCGCUGACGAUGCUCAAUUUGAACGGUUGCUCGAGCCUCACGUAUCCUCCGAAAGAGAUGCAUGGCAACGUGCACAAAACCGUCGGCUUCUGUUGCCUCAAACUGCUGGAAGACGGCAAAGUGUCUGUGGCAGACGUGAAGAAGAGUAUCUUAAAUCACGUGGUCUCUGGAGGAACCGCCGAGCGCAUCGACGCGCUCGCGAGCAAGGAUUCGGCGUUUGCGGACAUCACCGAAUCAGCCAGGGCCGACUUCGCCACUCUGCGAAAACUGCGCGACGACGACGCGAGCGGUGCGCUCAAGAGGUACUUUGGGGACGGCGAGGACCCGCGCGAGUGGACACGCGUUACGGUGACGGACGGCCGGGUGCCGAAGCUCGACUUGUCCUACUGCAGGAGCCUCGCCAAAUUGCCGGCCGCGAUCGGCGGGCUCGGCAUGCUGGCGUUUCUGAACUUACAACACUGCUCGAGCCUCGCCGAACUGCCGGACGCGAUCGGCGAGCUCAAAGCGCUGACGGAACUCAACUUGACAGGGUGCGAGAGCCUCGCCGCGUUGCCGGCCGCGAUCGGCGAGCUCAAAGCGCUGAGGAGGCUCGACUUGACAGGGUGCGAGAGCCUCGCCGCGUUGCCGGCCGCGAUCGGCGAGCUCAAAGCGCUGAGGAGGCUCGACUUGAACAAAUGUUCGAGCCUCUCCGCCCUACCGGAGUCGAUGGCCGGUCUCGACGCGCUGACAAAGCUCAACUUGAGCGGCUGCUCCAAGCUGACGUUCCCAACCCCACACACGCACGGAGAUGGUGCUGAGCGAAUCAAACGUCUCCUCGCGAACACGACUAGCUUCCUCGACGAGGGCCUCCGUGCGGCCGACGCUGACGACGACGCAAAAGCGGACUUCCUCGAGAUCGUCCACUGCGCGCCCUUCGCCGACCGCCUCGAAGAAGCAGUAAGAAAGGACCCGGCGCUCGCCGACCUCACGAACGACAAGGGCCAGCGCGCCAUCGAUCUCGCCUGCUUAGAAUGCCGCAGCGCUAUGCAAAAAGCCCUUUUCUUCCUCGGCCGCUACGACGUCGACAAAGGCCCGCCGGAGCACCGGUCCGCGACGUCGCUCGUCGUGCGAGCCGUCGACCACGAGGCGGCCGACGAUUACGGGAAGCUAUUUGACGAAUUCGACAAGGACGGUAGCGGGACACUUGACUCGAAUGAGCUCGGAGCCCUCGCAACAAAGCUGGGCACGAACGUCGAGAUCUUAAAGCUAGAAGACGGGCAAAGCUACACGAGAAAAGCGUUUGUCGCGAAAUGCCAGCGGCUCUUCGGCAAGGAACGCAAGGUGGUCCUCAAGAUCUUCCAGGUCGAAGAGCAGUGGCGGAACGAGAAGCGGGGCCGCGACGAUCAACAGCUCGACGCGCGCUACGUCGUGCAGACGAUCCCGGCGCCCACGGACGACGAAUUUGCAAAAGCGCUCGGCGAGACGAAUCUCUUCGGCGAAGGCGUCGGGUCUCGAGCCAUAGUCAUGGACGCCGCCAAUCGAAACCUGUUCCAGAUCUACCAGUCGGAGCGGCCGGAUCUGAACAAGGUGCGCAUGCUGAUGCAGCAGGUCAUGGAGUGCGUCCAGCAUCUACACGAGAAGAGGCUCGUCCACGGCGACAUCAAGAUGCUCAACGUCGUGCGACUGUCCCUCGAUAAUCGCCUGCGCUUGAUUGAUCUAGACGCGGCCGCAAAGGUUAGCCGUCAUGAUGGAGACUACGUCUGCGCCAAGUUCUCGUCCGCGAUUCUACCCCCGGAGUGCUUCGCCAAGCUCAACGCUGAUCAAGUGACCAAAUUUGAAGCGUACUUUGAAGGCGUUGACACGGAGCUCCGGGAGAAGGUAGCGCCAAAGACCAAGCAUGGUGCAUCGUACGUCGUCAAGACGUUCUCUCUCACCGAUGAUGGCGCCCCCAAAAUCGACGGCCUGCCGUACGAGCUCGUGGAAGCAUCCGUAGCUGUCGACUACUGGUCGCUCGGCGCACUCUUGUUCCAGCUGGUCGCGGGUGAACCGCUCGUGCCCUCGAAUCGCGACGACGACUGUGUUAACGCCAAAAGCAUGGCCAUAUUGGCCUCUUGGAACGACCACGCUGCAAAAAAGAAUUUGGCCGUUAUCAAGGACGCCGCAGCGCGGGAUCUCGCGUCGAAGCUGCUCGUCCGCGAUCCUGAUGAGCGGGCCGAAUUUAGCAUCGCCGACACACUCGCGGCACACCCAUUCUUCAAGCCGCCCAAGCCUGGCGACGUGGCGACACAAGAAAAACUGGAUAAGAUCAUCGAGCAACAAGAGAAGGAUAGCAAGAAGUUAGAUGCCAUUCUUAGUCUGAGCGAGAAGCACCGCGACGAGCUCCGCCAGACGCGCAGCACGCUCAUGCGGGCUAUAUAUGAAGCCACAGAGGUCUCGACGCCGACGGCGUUUGUUGUUCUGAAGGAGCGACUCCCGGCGGGGGAAGCCAGCGUCGAGUUGACGUUGAACGAUGACGGCACUGGGUUUGUGGUGGAGGGCGAAGCCGUCGACGAGGCGAAGGACCGAUACGAAGAGAGCAAGACCUGGCUGAAUCUUUGUGCGCGAUUCGGGCGCGGCGUUGCGAAGUGCAGCCCAUCGGCCAUCGCCGAGGCCGUCGCUGGUGCCUGCGAGGAACUCGUGGUCGGCGAGGAGAUGUGGUUAUACUUGAUAGACGAGCUGACAGGGAAACCCGUAGUGCCGGAGGGCGAAUCCAUCUACCCUAUUCGCAUCACCAAGCCGGCCGAGGUCGUUUCGAAGCUCUUACCGGCCAUGCAGGUCGGCCUGCACGCGGCGUCACUGGUCAACGGCGUCGCGGGCGUCGUCCGACUCUUUGGCUACCCGUGCCCAAAGGUUCCCGAGGCGUGGCGCGAGGGCGCGCAAAACUCGGUCGAAGUGCUGAAGCAGGAGAGCUCGGUCGAGGCUUUUGGGGCGGUCCACGAGAAGGUGCAGGACGGCGGCGAAGAGACGGAGACGGUUCGAGGGGCGGCCCUGCGGGAGCUGGAGGCGUUUUAUGCAAAAUACGAUCCGGACCGGGAGUACGCGGGCCUGCGACGAAUAGGCGACCCUAGCGACGGGACGGCCGUGUGGACGCUGUUGACGGACCCCGAGGAGGUGAAGGCGGCCAUUGAGAAACGCGCCGCGCAGCGCCGGGCGGAGGCGAGGCGGCACGACGAGAGAUUCCAGGAGCUGAUGGAUAAUGCCGAGGCCGGUGCCCCUGCGGCGGCCACGACACCGGCGAUGCCGAUCGCCGCGGCGGGCGGCGGCCCAUCGGCCGCCCGCGCCCUCGCGUCGCCGCGGCGCUAG